UAGUGACUGACAUACACAUUGAUGCACACAUGAUGUCAGGGGCUCUAUAGCGUACUCCUCGCACAUGCAUGUGAACUCCCACGCGUGAUCUGCGGGUCACGGUUCUUCACGGAUAUGGAAUUCUUCGUUCUCUUGUGGAUCUUGAGUACGGCACGAGCAGUGGACGGAUACCCUGGCUUCCCCUUACUACCCAUCUCUCUUGAAGUAAAAGAUGUUCCACAGUACUUCCGUUUACAGCAGGCAAUACAUGAUGAGGAAACUGAGAAAACUCUGUCGAAAGGUGUGAUCGCCCAAGCAUACAGUGAGACCUUUCUGAUAACCCGCAUAGGAUCUCGAGAACCACAUGUACGGGCAUCGUAUCAGCACUUACAGGACCAAGCGAGUGUCUCAUGGAAUGUACUGGGAGCCAAGGUUAAAGGAGUGCAAGGAGAGUUAGUGGGGAAUGAGGUAUCCCCCUCAGAUCCAGUAGCACGAGUAUUAUUUCACCGGUCAGGUGCAGAUGUUCCAGUCCGAGGGUCCCAGAACCCAUGUGUGAAUGUACAUGGGACGUACAGUGGACUGAAUGUGGAAGGCUUCUGUAGGAUACAACUUCCCCUGGAUGUGUGUGCUGUGGAACUGCUCUUCUCUCCCUCAUGGUUUACGCUUCCUUCCCUCCCGUUUAACCUAACCUUGAAUUACUCUGUGUCGGAGGAUUGUAAAUGGACAGGAGAAGACUCAGAGGUCACAGGCAUGGUUCAAGUGGUGAGAGUAGGAACCCCAAAGACUCAGAGAGUCAGCAUUGGUGAUUCUGUGACUGCAAUUCUUCCUGACAAGACUCUUCUCCCUGGGGAAGUGUUUACAGCUUCUAUCAGCCUCAGGCACAACUGGACACAACCUAGUUUCAGCCUUAGGGUUCGAUGCCGUGCAGGUUUGGAGCUGCUUUUUGCUCGCUCUGCAGCUCCAAACACAUGGGCUGUGAAAAUGGAAAGCCAACGAGGUGCAAAACACUAUACUGUGAUAGGACAUGUGACACACCGAACAGCCUCUGAGAGAAGACACCCAGUAGUUGUUGCUCUUUUGGAUUUUUUGGUAGGUAAUGUGUCUGUUGGGUCUGCUGUCUCUCGAAGAAUCUCUUUUCAGCUGGAUAUGCCAGGUGCAAGUGCAGCUGUGUCGGGGGUUCGAGGAAAUGCUGAAGUUUUAGUGUCUGAUCGGGACCUUAGAGCCAUCAUUCCACUUGUGAAGUCUCAUGAGAUACUGAAUACUGCUUCUCUUACUGGAAUAUCUCAAAAAAUCCCAGUUCGUGUAUUGGCUUGGGAGGCAGGAGGAUCUGUGAUGGAUGUCACAAAGCAGACCGGCUGUGAGACACCCAAUGCACAAAUUGUACAGGUAUCAGAUGGCUGUGACUUCUUGUUUGUGGGUGGAAAGGAAACUCAAGGGGCCCUGGGGGUGAAAGUUGAGUUUUGGCUGGAACGGCUCCGUUCUUCUUUAUCCCUCUCACUUUGGGUGCCGCUGCUUCCUCUAAGAGUAGAAGUGUCUGAUACCAAGCUACAGAGGUUGGAAGGCUUUGGGGCUGCUGGUACAAUGCAUGAAGAGGAAGGUGGUGAACGCAGAGCUUCCACUGACCACAAAACUAAGAGCUGCCGUUUUCAGUAUCAGAGAGCCCGUGUCCGUUUUCUAGCAUACUUUGUGGCUCACUCUUUGGAUGGCAGCCGUCAGCUGACUUACCUGCUGGGCACAGAUUGGUUAUUGGAUGUUUCACCCCUCAUCAGGAGCCAGGCAGUGAUUAGAGAUCCCCGCAUUGCUCGUUUAGAAGAGGAAGGAAGUGUCCUUAUUGGACAGGAGCCUGGCGUUACAUCUGUGGAGGUGAGGUCUCCUCUCUCACAUUCCAUCCUUGGUGAACAGACUAUCAUUGUUUCAUCUGAAACAGUCUCCAUAUUGGAAUUGCGUUCUCACUUAAUAUGGGGCAUAUCAUUGUCUGUGGAUCCAUAUGAGAUGCAGCAUCCUGGUGUCUUUACAGUCUGGUGUCAGUCUCAGGAAACACCAAUGGUACCAAAACAGGAGUCAAUAUUAUCUCUUUGGCUAGUGUUUAGCGACAUGUCUGUCUCUCCAGUGACACUCUAUGAUCCUUCGGAGCUGUCUCUUUCUAUUGUCUCUUCUGACCCGUCUGUGCUCUCUGUUCGUCGCCCUGUUGUCUCAGUGAGCUCUUGGUCCUUGCCUGUGCUUGUGUUUGAGGGCCUGGGGGAAUGGCCUUUACUUCGUUUAUCACUCUUAAUUCCAGAACGAUGUAGAAAUGGAGAAAACACAGGUGUGCUCAGUGCCGGGUAUUUCCGUGUUACAUUCCCCAACAAUGGAACCGAAUUUGGUGGUCAUUCUACCAAGGAUGUGAUCCAGAGUAACAAUGACCUUCACAGCAGAGAUGGAGACACUUCAAGUGCCAGUAAUGUCAUCCCAGGCACUAGUGACAUUAUUCUGAGAAGUGAUGGCCCAAUCUCUGAAGAGGAUGGCUCAAUUAAUGGUGCCAAUGACAUUGUUAAAACACGAUGGGUCCCAGGCCUCCAAGAAGGGCUGUAUGGACUUCUUGCCGUCUUCACUCUUCUUACACUCCUUUUUUUUCUUAGUUGUGUGGCAUUCAUUAUGAGACACAGGAAAAAAUCACCCCCUGAAUGCCAAGGAAAUCCUGAAGCCCCCAACUGGGUCUGGCUGGAGGGUCCAGAAGGUGAUGUUCCAGUGACUCAAGGAGAGGAAGUAGGCGAGGAAGAAGAAAAGAAUGGACAGUGGGAGGGAAUAGAUAGAGGGUCUCAGAGCCUUACCAGUACUUUCCAUCCGGUAAGAAACCCCCAGGGACCUAAGACCAGCAUCAGCCUCCAACCUGAUCCUCGGUCAUUCUCCACACCGAGUCAUUCCGGGGCAUGCCUGGAAGCCAAGAAUCCUCAUGUAAUGUCUUUCCGAACUGCAGCUUCCAGAGAAGGUGAACGAAGAGUGGAGCGAAUGCCAGAUGAUCCUUCUGUGCGCUCCAUCCUUGUUGCCAGUGAGGAGGAUAUCAUGUGGGUGUGCAAAGACAUGGGCAUUAAAGAACCCCAGGAGAUCAUGAGCUAUAUGGAAAGGAUAAGAGGGGAAACGCCACCUCUUGGUGAUAGACGCAGCGAGAGACCACGAGGGAGGGGGGGAGUGGAUGUUGGUGUUAGUGUCAGAAGAUUGACUUAAUACAAGUAGUGCAGUGGAAUAAAAAGAAGGCCAGCUGUGAUCUACAUAAUAUAAUUUUCUUCACGGCGUCAUGUAAUUAACAAAUAAGGAUCUGUUAAGGAAACCAAAUUAUCAGUGUUUUUCAGUGAAGGUUUCCCCUUUUGUGAAACUGAAAUUGGGGUUUGCUAACAAAGCACAAGUGGUUGAGUAUUGUACAAGCGACUUUUUCUCCAGCGUUGAUUGGGGUUUUUUUUCUACAUUUUUUACUGUCUAUAUUAUUUAUUUUAAGGGCACCCUGUAAAGAAAAAUGAGAUGGGUAGCUAAUUGAAAUUUGAAAUUAUUCUUAUAUGUAAUACUUUAAGAAAGAAUUGAAGCAUCGCUCUAAAUAGAAGCUGCCAAAGAGUGCAA
Messenger RNA from Spea bombifrons (plains spadefoot toad), 3570 nucleotides. RefSeq names its product transmembrane protein 132A-like. The coding region runs from base 115 to 3183 and encodes 1022 amino acids. NCBI's taxonomy places the organism in Eukaryota, Metazoa, Chordata, Amphibia, Anura, Pelobatidae. The transcript is spliced from 11 exons. The record is from RefSeq and is a predicted model, not a curated record.